AAAAACACCUCAGGUCAGGUAGAAACAAAACAAAAGUUGUUUGAAGCUUGAAUCAUUCGUUAUGGAGAGAAGCUGAAGUCUUAAAAAUGCCGUAAAUCGUGACAUUAUUUUGAUUUUAACAUGUCUCUUCGGGAUGCAGUUCAAAAACUAUAUGAUUUUAGAGAUGAAUACUUCAUUCAUCAUCUACCUGAACAAGCUGAUGAUAAAGUCAAAGACCUUACAUCAGAGCUUGAAAAAACAUUAAAGUUAUUUGAUAAAGAUGAGGUUUGUGCCAAUGAAAAAAAGGAGCAUGAUCUACUAAAAGCAAAAGCGCUAAAUGUUUUGCCUGACUUCAAUCCCGAAACUGUAGAAAUACUGACGAAAUUAGUCAAAUUCCAUCCUAAGAAUGUUGAAGCUUGGAAUGAAUUAGGAACUUGCUUUUGGAAGAAAGGUGAUAUAAAAGCUGCCAAAAGCUGUUUCGAAAGUGCAUUGAGGGAGGGAAAAAAUGCUGAAUCAUUACGCAACUUGUCUAUGGUCUUACGACAGAUUGCAGAUACUCCUGAAGAGAAAUUGCCUAAUGUACAUCUGAGCUUAGAAAAAGCAAAAGAGGCUGUCAAUCUCAAUUUACAGGAUGGAAAAUCUUGGUAUAUUCUUGGCAAUGCAUACCUGAGUUUAUAUUUUAUAACUGAUCAAAACCCAAACCUAAUAAAACAGUGCCUGUCAUCCUACAACCAAGCCAUUACUGACGAAUCCAUGAAAUGUAAUCCUGAUUUGUAUUACAACUGGGCAGUGGCGCUGAAAUAUGAUGAAAACUUUAGACUAGCUUUGGAAAAUUUAGAGAAAGCUUUGAAAUAUGAUCCACUUUGGAAAGAUCCCAAAGAAGACUUGGAGGCGUUAUUCAAGCACCUUGAAAAUAUCCAGGAAAUGACUUCAAAAAAGGGUAAAUUAAAGGCUCGGAGAAUCAAAGAACUGUUGAACAAUUUGAAAAAAGAAUAUGUAUAUCCAUCCAGCAUUUCAUAUACCAAUUCAAAAGGACAACCUGUGAAUGCUCAACUGGCAAAGUUUUCUGAUCUUGAAGUAGGGCUCAAUGUUGGUAAAAUUUUGUAUGGAAAAGUGGUCUGCCAUGUUUAUUGCUCGGAUGCACCAUCAUUCACUUUCUGUAUGAUAGAUCAAGCAGAGAACUGUUUUGCUGUAAAUGUAUAUAAUAUGAUGCAAGGAAAAGGUGUUAUUAUUGGAGACAGUGUUUCAAUUCAUCAGCCAUUUGUUCAGCAUUUUAACUUCACUUUCAAAAACAAAACCUUCAGCUUUUCCAGUGUUCGUGUAAAUAGUCCUUUGCAGUUGGAAGUAAAUAAAAAGAAACUUGGAAGAGAAGUACAAGCUGCACCUAAACUGUCUGUUACUGUAAAGAGUGAUUAAUUUUAUUUAUGUAAUUUAUGUUUUUAUAUUAAGUUUGUAAAUAAAAUAUGCUAAAAUA
This is a messenger RNA of Uloborus diversus, 1453 nucleotides long. Its product is annotated as tetratricopeptide repeat protein 5-like. The coding region runs from base 121 to 1395 and encodes 424 amino acids. The record is from RefSeq and is a predicted model, not a curated record. The transcript is spliced from 10 exons. Gene Ontology annotation, molecular function: protein binding. NCBI's taxonomy places the organism in Eukaryota, Metazoa, Arthropoda, Arachnida, Araneae, Uloboridae.